AUGCUCAAAAUGGAUGCUCAUGGAGACCCUCUGGUGCACAUUAACGACUUCCAGCUUCAUGACUUCAUCGACAACACCAAUUUCGAUCAAUUUAUCAAUGUGCUCCGUGGGGAGAAUGAACACUCAUUCUGUAACUUUGAUUCUGACGUUAUCAAUGGCUGCUUAGCUGAUAACCAAUUUCUUCCAUUACCUGAGAACCCAUUUGAGCCUCAUGCUGCUGUAAAUGUUUAUGAUCCCAGCUCUACGCUUAGUUCCUUCUCAUGUUUUGAUGGAGAAGUGACGGGAGGAAGAGGAGAAGAAGAGAAUGAUUCUUCUGCAACAACAAUCACCACCACUGAAACUACCAGUGCUAAUGCCAAACAGAAGCCCAAAACUGAUCGGUCCAAGACUCUUAUCUCUGAAAGGAGGAGGAGGGGCAGAAUGAAGGAGAAGCUUUACGCUUUGCGUUCUUUGGUCCCCAACAUAACUAAGAUGGAUAAGGCCUCCAUCGUGGGCGAUGCUGUAGCAUAUGUGCAGGAGCUGCAAGAGAAAGCUAAGAAGCUGAAGGGUGAGGUUAAAGGGCUUGAAGCAUCCAUGCUAGCGUCAGAAAAUGAUCAGAGAUCAGUUAAAAUCCCCAUGAAGGUUCAAAACAACCACAUCAACUAUCCAAUCUGCAAGAAGAUCAUGCAGAUGGACAUAUUUCCAGUGGAGGAAAGAGGGUUUUAUGUGAAAUUGAUGUGCAGUAAAGGAGAAGGAGUGGCUACCUCCCUGUACAGGGCUCUCGAGUCCCUAGCAGGCUUCAAUGUUCAGAAUUCAAACUUGGCCACAGUUUCUGAGAGAUUUCUACUAACAUUUACAUUAGAUGUGAAAGGUUGCGAGCCAGAAAUUAACCAGCAAAAUCUGAAGCUGUGGGUAGCAAGCGCUCUUCUGAACCAAGGCUUCGAAUUUAUUACAACUUUCCACGCUUGAUUCUGUUCUCCCUCCAGUUACAUCUGACUCUUUCAUGGGCUUCUCUCUUCAAAUCAUGACAAGUGAACAAUAUUCAUUACGCAGCAUCGCAUAACAUUCAAAAUAAUAUUUUCUAUGUGUGAUGUCCUCAGCUUAUUUAAAAAAAAAAAAAACAUGAACACCUUAAUAAUUUAACCGUGCUGUCCUUAAAAAGAACGAUUUGGAGUUGAUGACCAGGUGAAGAAACAUUGUUUGUUAUCUCUUUAUCUCACAGAGUAGCAGAUGUCUAGAAGGCAUUUUCCGUGUGUGGUCCUAAGAAUCUAUCUUUAAAGAAAGGAAAAAUGUGGGGACUAUACUUGGUGGAUAACAUAGUAAUUUUGUUAUACUAAAAAAAAAGCUCCUCACUUUUGCAAGGAGAGCUUUCCAUGCCCAUUGAUUUUCCUAUCUUCAUUUUGUGCCAAACGAGUCUAAUAUGUCGUUAUUAUUACUUUCGUUAUGUAAUAAAUUUGGUAAGAUCUGUACCAUUUUUCUUGAUUUUAUAAUUCAGUAUCAAAACAUUUCCUAUCCUUUUCCAAUUCAUGGGCAUGAGAUGAAGAUCAAGAGAAAAUACAGCUCUUUCUUUCCUUCUUUCUAAUACAAGGUCAAGAUGUUAAGGGAAGAGGUUAAGAGACUUGGUCAUGAUUAACAUAAGAUCAAUCACAACAGAUUUCUAAUUAACCAAGAAAAAAUAAAUCAAUUAUCUCGAAUUCAACAUCAUUAUCAUAAAUGUGAUGAGUUUGCCGCUCUACAGGCAUUGGCUUCUUUGAAGACAUAUUGAGUUGAAAUAGUCCCAUGGUGUCAUAGGAGCUCCCUUAUUAUUAUUUUUUAAAGAAAAAAGUAGCUACUUUCCUGAACCCGAAAUGGUCAAUUAAUUAAUGUGAGUUUUGUAGACCGAGAGCUCCUGACCUUAAAUUAAAUAAUAAAUAUUGAGAGGAGGACCGUGAAGAUCGUGAUCAUUCAUCCAAACCAUCAUGUUUUUUUAAUCAAGGUUGUUAGGAAGGAUUCCUUUUUUUACCAAUGUGGCAAUUCAAAUGCUGAUAUUCUAGACCUUUUCUUCUCCCUUUUGGCAAAUUGUAAAUUUUGUAAUGAAUAACAUUCAUAUUCAAUGAUUUAGUCUAUAUGCAUUAUUUUGAAUCAAACGCACAUUAAUUAAUUAUGUAUUUUCUCUCCUUAAGUAUUAUAAUACGUGCUCUAUGCAAGACUGAAUGGUGAAAAGGGAAGAGCAAAAGUCUAAUGAACCACUGUUGAUAUUGAUGUAAUUGCAAUAUGUUUUCGUUGCAUGUUUUUCUCAAUCAUGUGUUUCUAUUUGUCAUGAUGAGUACUAACCUCCAUGAGCAGUUUCGCAAAGUACUUUGUUUCAUGAAUCGGACUCGUUCAGCUUCCAAUUUGACCUGCUUUAUUGAUAAUACAUGAGGACGCUGCUGAUAUUGAAGUAA
Prosopis cineraria is the source of this 2402-nucleotide messenger RNA. RefSeq names its product transcription factor FER-LIKE IRON DEFICIENCY-INDUCED TRANSCRIPTION FACTOR-like. Bases 1 to 948 code for a protein of 315 amino acids. The transcript is spliced from 4 exons. The record is from RefSeq and is a predicted model, not a curated record. Gene Ontology annotation, cellular component: nucleus. Gene Ontology annotation, biological process: regulation of DNA-templated transcription. Lineage: Eukaryota; Viridiplantae; Streptophyta; Magnoliopsida; Fabales; Fabaceae. Gene Ontology annotation, molecular function: DNA-binding transcription factor activity; protein dimerization activity; sequence-specific DNA binding.